AUGGAAUACCAGUAUCUUGACGCAACGCCGUGUCCGGUUACAUGGAAACGAAAUGAUGCCAAAAUUCCCAUAUUUGAGGACAUCCUCGACUCCUAUGAUGAUACGGCAGAGAUUGAUUUCAUGGCCGAGCUUGGAUCUCUCAACUCGUUUGCUAGGGAGAAACCCCGUCGUGCCAAAAAGGCGACUACGUUUAAGAUCCAUGAAGACUCCGGCAGCUCGGCCGCCAGCAAUGGCGGACAGAAGCCACUAUACAGGGAAUCCUCCAUGUUCUCACAACCAGCACAGCGAUUUCCACGGUCGGCAUUCAAAGCUCCAGCUGGGGAGAACUCAUCACCAAAGGUGCCCGUGAAGAAGCAACAGGAUGACUUCAAAGAAAAUAGCUCAGGGGAAAGCCCUACGAGUCUGAAAUUUCCCCAUGGUAUGCAGAAGCCAGUGAAAGAACAGAAGAUGAAGAAAGCCGGUCGUACCAAACGAGAUAAAAGGCGAAACACAAUAUAUAUUCCGCCAGAUGAUGAUACCACAAUGGCUACCAUCUUUAUGGAUGCAUUUAGCCCUUUAAAAACACAAGAUUUUGGCUGCCAGGAACUCGGUUAUAUUGAGACUCAGAUCUUGAAGAAGCGGCAACAACAAAAGGCGAUAUCCCCAAUUCGUCAACGUCAGCCAUUAGAGGCCCCAAAGAGGAUUAUGCAGGAAUUGGUAGACCAACCUGAUGUCAUGGGGAAGAAUACAGGAAAGGAAAACGUGCCUCCUGGGAAAUCUGAGAGCGGCAUUGCUGAGGUGGCUGGAAAGAAAGAUGUUUUGGCGGAGGCUUCAACUCAACCGAUGAAGUCUAGAUCGGUGAACAGUCCUCGGCCUAGGGCUUCACUAUCGAAACAAAAACAAUCUGUAUCAAAGUCAUCAGCAUUAAGGGCUACACAUAGCCAGAGUUCCGCGCGGCGGACAGCUCUUACGAGCAGCCGGAGUCCUCGAACCUCGCCAGCAACGAAACAACGAAAAGAAUAUCUGCCUUUAAACAAUACUUUACUAAUUAAUCCCAUUUCGAAACGAAAACCGCCAUCUGAGCUACUACCUACUCUACCCCUGGCUCCAAAAAUAGAAAUCAAGCACCCAGCACUCCAUGCAAACCUUGCGGACCCCUUGAUUCACGAGGAGACUUGGCUAUCUCACCAAGAAGUGGUCAUUACACAACUUGUAAACACUCUCCUUGAUACAGCAAAUGGACAAUGCAACACGCAAGGCCAAGAUUGCCUAAAACAGCAACUGUUCGACAUAUACCAAGACACUUACUUUUCGCUGCUUUCCAAGCGUGUACAAGCAUCCCUUCUCUACGGGGAUUUGCGUGUCACGGAAGACUCUAGUGGCAGAAGACGCCGACUGACAACCGAUGCGCGCAUCCGUCGCACAUUCACGAAAUUCUGGACCGAUACGUAUGAUAUCGUUGCCCUCCAGACAGCGGCGGAGGUUGUCAUUGGAAGAGAAGUAGGCUACAACCACCAUGGCGGAAACAUUUCGGCCUCCCCGCAAAUAUUUAUUAGCCAGGAUGAAAAGGGGACCAGACGAGCUGUCGAAUCGUUUCUCGAUGCCAUGCUGAUAAGGAAUGAGGAUAUGAGUCAAGAAAAUUCUAGCAAGUCCAGUGUUGGUGAUAGCGGUGACGUGGUCAAGGGAUAUCACAGAACUGCCCUUCGAAGCAUAAUGAUAAUUGCCCUUUUGGACAAGGCAAGGGUGGCUCCCGAUACAGCGUUACCGCGCAGUCUUUUCAAACCAGACUCGGCAUACACAUCAUCAGCAGCAGCGAUGCGGGCUCUGGGACCGGUACUUCUUCACCCGCAGACAGACUUCACCCGACCACUAGCUCGUCUGGAUUGCUCCUUGAUGUACAAGCAACAUCCAAUUGCAGAAUAUAACUACCACAUCGAUAAUAUUGCAGUCGAUAUUAGAGAUGGAGUUAUUCUUGCUCGGUUGACUGAAUUGCUUCUCCUCGAGCAUUUCCCUGAGAGGUUUCACGCAAAAGAUAAAGAGAUAUGGCCAUUAUCAGGCCAGCUGAAGAUGCCGUGUAUCAGCCGUGCAACGAAAGUCCACAAUGCGCGUAUCUCACUAUCUGCGUUGACAAAGGACUUCCCGAGCAUCGGGUCUACUAUCACUAGUAUCAAGCCAGAAGAUAUCGUGGACGGGUAUCGAGAAAAGACCAUAGCCUUGCUUUGGGUAAUAGUUGGCAAAUGGGGCCUUUCAACUCUGGUCGACUGGGAUGAUCUCAAGAGUGAGAUAGCCCGACUGGAGAAGAAGCUCGGUAGGCUUUCCCGGAAGCAAAGGAGUCUUCCUCCAUACCAUGUGCAAACAACCACGACAGACACGGCAGCUUAUCAUUGGGGUCUACUCCACCGUUGGGCAUCAUGUCUAGCAAGACUGAAAGGUUUGGAGGUUUCAAACCUGACCACAAGCCUAGCUGAUGGACAUGUAUUCAUGAGUAUCCUGGAUGAAUAUGAACACUUCAUCCGCCCCGGCAGUCAUAGUGUCAAAGCCGAUAAGGAAACGUCAGCUACAGCAUCAGCGACAACUAAGACCCCAACAUCCUCGACUGAUAAUAAAUCAGCCUUGAGAAGACGUCUGCUCUCACUCGGAUGUAGUAGUCAAUUCGUCUUGCUAUCAGCUGCAGCACAGACAUCUGUAUCAUCAUGCACCCACUCCCGCACCACCACCGUCGCCGCCAGCAGCGAGGAAGCCUCCAAUCUCACAGCACUUGCAUUUCUGAGUUCCCGACUCCUCUCGGCAUCUAAAUACGGUCGGGCAGCGGUGACGAUCCAACGCGCAUGGCGUCAUAUGCUUGCCACCAGGCCUGUCAUUGAACUAAACUAA
This is a messenger RNA of Trichophyton benhamiae CBS 112371, 2853 nucleotides long. Its product is annotated as calmodulin-binding protein Sha1, putative. Gene Ontology annotation, biological process: spindle organization; mitotic cell cycle; establishment of meiotic spindle localization. The coding region runs from base 1 to 2853 and encodes 950 amino acids. The transcript is spliced from 2 exons. Lineage: Eukaryota; Fungi; Ascomycota; Eurotiomycetes; Onygenales; Arthrodermataceae. Gene Ontology annotation, molecular function: protein binding. Gene Ontology annotation, cellular component: spindle pole. The record is from RefSeq and is a predicted model, not a curated record.